UUAAUUUCGAGAGAAGAUACAAGGGAUUUGGAGAACGAAGACCCUUUCUCCAACACAGAGACAACGCAGCAAAUCUCUAUGAUUUAUAGCUUUCAGAAAUUGAACUCCCAAGUUAGAAUAUUAGGUUCUGGAAGUGUGUAAUGGUUGUAUUCUACCGUUGGAUUCACAGGUAAAGAAGGAACGAAGGAGAGACGUUGCAGGAGACAGGCUGAGACCGUUGAAGAGAGUUGUCACUGUACUCGGCGCGACGGUGAGGUUGCUUCGUUGGGGCUUAGUGGUCGUGGGUUCGAAUCGAAAAACAAUCGCUCCGCAAAUUUACACAAAUACCCCUACUAAUCCAUUUAUUUCCCUUUUUCUUUUAUUGACAAGUAUUUCCACGGGAUUUUCCAGACGGAUAUUGAUAACAGAGUGACCGGAGAGGACAGCGGAGGUUGUCUUGUUCGGUUCGGCCCAACUCUUAACGGACAUCGUGGCUGAAAAAUUUCGCUUUCCGGUUCUAUAAAUUUAUAUCAGACAUUUCAAGAAUUUUCUUGUCGGGGUUUUGAAAUUCCAUUAUUUGCUUAAAUGGAAGCGGCCUGCGUUGGAGCAGCAGUCAGGUUUUCAUUUUCGGACGUUUCCAAUAGAUGCAGGAGACAUUUCACGGUUAGAAAUGGCGGAGCGAAAACUUUUCGCUUACGCGCCGCCAUUCGAGCGCAGCAGUCCAAAUCCAAUGAUGUAUCUGCUACACUUUCUCCGUCAAGUGAUUCUGCUGUUGAUGCCCUUAAAAUCAAGGAGUGGGAAGUUGGAAGAUUCCAAGAUGAAAUAGCAGCCAGCCAGGGUAUCAAUAUUAGAAGGCGUCCUCCUACUGGCCCCCCUUUGCACUAUGUUGGUCCAUUUGAGUUCCGCUUACAGAAUGAGGGCAACACUCCUCGUAACAUUCUAGAGGAAAUAAUAUGGAACAAGGAUGUGGAAGUCUCACAAUUAAAAGAGAGAACUCCUCUGUCUGCGCUGAAGAAAGCUAUCGAUAAUGCUCCUCCUGCUAGAGACUUUGUUGGGGCUUUGAGGGCAUCUCAUCAGCGAACUGGUUUACCAGCCUUAAUUGCUGAAGUGAAGAAGGCUUCUCCGAGCCGAGGAGUGUUAAGAGAGGAUUUUGAUCCGGUUGAAAUAGCUAAAGCUUAUGAGAAGGGUGGGGCAGCAUGCCUUAGUGUUCUGACAGAUUCUAAAUACUUCCAGGGGAGCUUUGAAAAUCUGGGGAUCAUACGUGAUGCUGGAGUAAAGUGCCCUCUUCUCUGCAAAGAAUUCAUCAUUGAUGCCUGGCAAAUUUUCUAUGCUCGAACAAAAGGGGCAGAUGCAGUUCUUUUGAUUGCCGCUGUGUUGCCUGAUCAUGACAUUGGGUACAUGAUUAAGAUAUGCAAAAUUCUUGGGUUGGCUGCACUAGUUGAGGUGCACAAUGAGAGAGAAAUGGAUCGUGUGUUAGGAAUUGAGGGGGUUGAACUUAUUGGCAUCAACAACCGUGACCUUGAAACAUUUGAGGUUGAUAUUUGUAAUACAAGGAAUCUUCUGAAGGGAGAACAUGGACAAGUGAUCCUACAAAAGGACAUAAUUGUGGUUGGGGAGUCGGGUUUGUUUUCUCCAGAUGACAUAGCUUAUGUGCAAGAAGCUGGAGUUAAAGCGGUUUUGGUUGGUGAGUCCAUUGUGAAACAAAGUGAUCCUAGGGAAGGAAUAACACAGCUUUUUGGUAAAGAUAUUUCUUUAUGAACCAUGAGCAUCUUUUGUCCUCCCUUCCAUUCUCCUUUCAAUUUUUUCCCUCAAUCCUACCUUAUGGAUUAAUUAUAUUGGAGAAUAGUUUAAAUAGCAAAUCCCAAGGAAAGCUUCAACUUUACUGUUUUCAAGUGGAGACAGUUACCCACCUAAGAUGAGAUAUUUAUUGUAUUGCUAUUUAUUACUAUUAAUAUUAAUAUUAUUGUUGUUA
Macadamia integrifolia is the source of this 1951-nucleotide messenger RNA. Its product is annotated as indole-3-glycerol phosphate synthase, chloroplastic-like. Gene Ontology annotation, biological process: L-tryptophan biosynthetic process. The transcript is spliced from 10 exons. The coding region runs from base 565 to 1737 and encodes 390 amino acids. Gene Ontology annotation, molecular function: indole-3-glycerol-phosphate synthase activity; phosphoribosylanthranilate isomerase activity. The record is from RefSeq and is a predicted model, not a curated record. Lineage: Eukaryota; Viridiplantae; Streptophyta; Magnoliopsida; Proteales; Proteaceae.